Messenger RNA from Macadamia integrifolia, 1957 nucleotides. Its product is annotated as cytochrome P450 89A2-like. The record is from RefSeq and is a predicted model, not a curated record. Gene Ontology annotation, cellular component: membrane. Bases 92 to 1621 code for a protein of 509 amino acids. Lineage: Eukaryota; Viridiplantae; Streptophyta; Magnoliopsida; Proteales; Proteaceae. The transcript has a single exon. Gene Ontology annotation, molecular function: oxidoreductase activity, acting on paired donors, with incorporation or reduction of molecular oxygen, NAD(P)H as one donor, and incorporation of one atom of oxygen; iron ion binding; heme binding.
UGUCUCAGCCAUAGCUAAAGAAGGAGCGCAUUAUCGCAAUAGCUAGCAAUUUCAUUUCCUUCUUUUGUUGGGUUCUAGUCCUCCAAAUCCAAUGGAGUACUCUUGGUUCAUGAUCCUCUUAUCUCUUUGUCUCUGUGCAGCAGCCACCAAUGUUUUCCUCAUCCUCUUCUCUCAGAGCAAAUCCAAGAAAACCAAACUCUCUUUACCACCAGGCCCUCCUUCACUGCCCAUAGUAGGCAGCAUCUUCUUGCUCAAAAGAUUGUUAACCGAUUUCGAAUCACUCAUCCGUGACCUCUCCUACAAAUACGGACCAAUCAUAUCCAUCCGCAUUGGCUCUAGCCUCUCAGUAUUCAUUUCCAGCCAUUCACUAGCCCAUCAAGCUCUAAUCCAGAAUGGUGCCGCCUUUAGCUACCGCCCAGGAUCUGUCACACCCAGCUGCAUCUUUCGAAACACCAAUUCAGAUACUGGUUCCUCCUCUGGCGCUCGUUGGAGGUUCCUCCGUCGUAACCUCACUUCCGCACUUCUUAGCCCUUCUCGGUAUAAGUGUUUUGGUCGCGCCCGCAUAAGCUUCUUGGAAACAGUUGAUUCGUUGCUCAAAUACCAUGUUGAGUCAGGCGACCCUGUGCCUGUGGUAGAACCCUUCCGAUAUGCCAUGUUUUCUUUGUUGCUUUUCAUGUGCUUUGGUGAGAAACUUGAUGAGAAAGCCAUCAAAGACAUUGUAGAAAUAGAAGGGAAUGUCGUAGCCAAUUACAAAAGACUUUCUAUUUUCCAUUCCUUCCCCACCUUUGGGAAAUUCAUCUUCAGAAAACAUUUGAUUGAUAUUCGCCGCAAACAAAUAUCUGCUCUACUUCCUUUGAUCCAGUCCCGUCGAGAACGAAAGGAGAAGAUCAAACAAGAAAACCAAGAUGAGAAUAUUUUCGCCUACAUCGAUUCACUCUUUGAUCUCAAAUUCAAAGAUGAAGGAGGAAGGGAUAUAAAUGAUGAAGAAAUAGUGAUUCUCAUCUGUGAGGUUAUGGAUGCAGGGAGUGACACAGUAUCAACUGUGUUUGAAUGGGUCAUGGCCCACCUUGUGAAGGACCAAACUAUCCAAGAAAAGCUUUUUUCUGAGAUCCAACAGGUUGUGAAUUCAGAAGAAGAGAUCAAAGAAGAGGAUUUGCAGAAGAUGCCAUAUCUGAAGGCAGUGGUAUUAGAAACGCUGAGGUUAAACCCACCUAGCCACUUUGUGCUGCCACGUAUUGUGGAGGAAGAUGUUGUGUUGAAUGGCUAUCUCAUCCCCAAGAAAACUAUUGUGAAUUUUACGGUGGCAGGGAUGGGGAGAGACCCACAAGUUUGGAAAGAUCCCAUGGAGUUUAAGCCAGAGAGGUUCUUGGGUGAAGAAGGGGAAGUAGUUGAUAUAACAGGGACUAGGGAGAUUAAGAUGAUGCCAUUUAGUGCAGGAAGGAGGAUUUGCCCUGGACUAGGGUUAGGGACAUUGCAUUUGGAGUAUUUUCUGGCAAAUUUGAUCAGAAAUUACAAAUGGGUGGCUGUGGAUGGACAAGAUGUUGACAUGUCAGAGAAGCAGGAGUUCACAUGGGUGAUGAAAACCCCGUUGCGGGCCCACGUGUCCCAAAGGGCAAAGUAAUAGGAGAUGAAAUUAAUCUUAAUUAAUAGUCACUAAGAAUAAGUGGGAAUCACAUCUUUUACCAUGUUGCUUUAGUUGGACCGAAAUAAGAUAUUAUCGUUAGUGUACUAGUCAUAUGUUAAUUCUAUUAGUUCUGUUUUUGUGUUUCGUCCCUUGAUUGGGCUGCUAGGAUUGUAGUUGAUGAUAUUGUUACUCUUUGUAAUUCUCAGAUUGGGUGGCUUUGCCCACCUCCUUUCUUUGUAAACAAAUCUCCUAGAUGGGGUUUAUCUUGUUCUAGUGUUGUUGAAUAAAAAUAUUUGGAUGCUGUUUUUAAAUAAAGAAAAAGAAAAAUAAAAA